Messenger RNA from Daktulosphaira vitifoliae (grape phylloxera), 611 nucleotides. Its product is annotated as protein FAM177A1-like. NCBI's taxonomy places the organism in Eukaryota, Metazoa, Arthropoda, Insecta, Hemiptera, Phylloxeridae. The transcript has 3 exons. The coding region runs from base 17 to 394 and encodes 125 amino acids. The record is from RefSeq and is a predicted model, not a curated record.
AUAAAGUAUUUAAAGUAUGAAUAACAUAAAUAUACAAAUUGAAGCUGAGAAACUACACUUUGCUGAUGAAUGUAUUGAAAAUGUUCCUGAAGCAGAUGAAGUAGAUUUAUUGAGAGGACAACCUUGUCAUGAAUCACCUGAACAUAAAAAUUGGUCUUCAUGGAUACUAAAUCAGUCUACAGUAUUUGCAACUAAUACAUUAAAUACAGUUGACUAUUUAGGUGAAUCCUUAGCGAAUUUUUUCGGCAUCACUACUCCUAAAUAUCAGUAUGAAAUAAAUUAUCAUAAUAAUAUUUUACAUCAGAUAAAUAACGAAAAAAUUGCUGAUGAAGAAAGUAUGAAAGGAUGGAAUACUCAAAAUCAAGAAUGUGUUACUGUUACAGAACCUCACUAAAUCUGUAGAUUGAAUCAAUCAUCUUAGUGAUAUAGAUAUCAAUUACAAUUGUUAAAAUCUUUUUAUCAUAUAAUUUUACAUUUAUUUGGAGUUUAAAUACUAAAUGACUACUAUUAUUAUUCUUAAUUUACAUUUAUAUUAAAUAUUGUAUACAUUGUAGUAUAAUUUGCAUAUUAAUAAAACUAAAACUAAAAUAUAAUAAACUCAACAUACCUAA